GAUCCCUCGCAGCUCUGCGUGAGGGACGGCGAGUGCGUCAGAGUCUGGACAGACACCACCACGGACAACGGGUGGAUACACGCAGAGCUCGCCCGCGACGCGUCCCAGGUGGGGUGGCUGCCGCUCUGCGUGCUCAAGGAGACGGAGGCCAACAAGAAGUUGAUGCGCGUCAGAGAGGUCUGGCAAAUAACAGGCGAGAACCAGUGCAGUGUAGAGGUGGACGCCGUAGUGCUCGUCUGGAUGUCUUCGCGGACAGCAGAGGGUUGGACAUACAUCGAGGUCGACCAGGACGGCGGCGGUACGCAGUCCGGCUGGGUGCCAGACUUCUGCUUGGAGUGGGACGAGGAUUGA
Messenger RNA from Prorocentrum cordatum, 351 nucleotides. The record is from the annotation of a GenBank genome assembly. Lineage: Eukaryota; Dinophyceae; Prorocentrales; Prorocentraceae.